AUGGAGCCGCUCCCGUCCCGGAAGCGCCGGGAGGGGCAGCAUGACGGAGUGGGAGAGCGGCCCAGCAAGCGGCGAAGGCUCUCGGAGGCCUCGAUCCUCUGCAUGCGUGAGCUCUUCCGCACCGUGGUCAACGACGGCGACAUCUCCGAGGACAAGCGCAUCCUGCUGCAGAAUGCUGGAGUCCUGCUGUCACAGGUGGAUGGGAAGACUUGGGUCUCCUUCCCAGAUACCCAAGGAGAGCUUCAGGAGCUCUCGCCCCAACAGCUGCGACAGUUGAGACCUUUCCUCGAUCAGGUGGCCGAGGAACUGAAGACGCAGGAGGUUCAACUCUUAUCUGAGAGCAGUGCAGGCUCUGAGACCUUCGACUGCCUAGAGCUGGAGCGUGUGCCGUGGGCUGAUGGGAUUACGGCACGAGAGCUCUUGGCCUGCUGCAGCCCUGACGAGGCGCUUCACUUCCAGACCCACUGGCUGGAGGUGCUGAUCCGCAUCCUGCCAUCCAAGUACAUGCUGAAGUCCCGAGUCAAAGAACUGGUGAACUUCUACUACGUCCAAGGCUUCAGGCCGCAGGCUACCACGCCGACCCGCGCGCCGCGCCCUAUGACAUCCACGCGCCACGUGCGUGUUCUGCGGCGUGGCGUCCACGUGCUGCUUCGGCACGUGCAGACGGCCGUGCAGAUUGGCCGGGAGCUCAGGGAGCAGACAGGACAGCUUUGCAAUAUUGACUCAGUGUUGGCUCCAGAGCUUUCAAUGGAUCGUUUGAUGUACUGUAGUACUGCAGUAGGCAAGCAUAUGGCUGGAAAGGUCUCAGAGCUCAAGGAGCGCCUGGCCGUGGCACUGGGCAGCGGCGCCGCCGCGCUCAGCCUCACGACGGAGUCGGAGGGACUCAGGGAAUUGGACGAUGGAGAGCGCUUGGGCAGCUUGGGCCAGACACUCAGCUUCACCUUGGUGGUGAAGAACGUGCCGCCCAUCGACUGGACGGAACCAGAUGGUGCUUCAGCACAGAUCGCUUCGGUGCGGGUGGACUGCGACCAUCCAGUGGAGGGGUUCCCUUUGUUGGUCUCCCUGGCUGAGAGCCCGGCCACCUUGCUCCGGCGCGCGGCGCCGGAGAGUUCGGGCGAUUCCUUGCACGAUGCGCUGCGCGUGCGGUGGGGAGACUACCUCUUCGACGGCGAGGUGCCCGUCCGCAGCUUCUUGGCGGAGCUGUGCGCCGCUCAGCGGGUCGGGCCCAUCGAGGGCACGGUAGCAGUGCUACGCAUCGAGUCCAACCCAUGCCGCUUGCCGGCCUCCUCCAUCCUCUACGGACUGUCCCCGCGCGGGGCGCAGCUCUAUGGCAGCCACACCGUGGCCUUUCCACGCCCCGGCGGCUUUUGGGGCUUCAUCCGUUUAGGCGAUGAUGGCCGCUGUGGCAUGCGCAUGAUGUUCCACCCGACCUGCGGCAACUCGACGCCUUCGGGCCGCUACCUCUUGGAAUAUCUGGGGCAGAUCCACGAACGCUCGACGCUGGCGCCCGAUUCGCUCAUCUUCAACUUCGCCAGGCAAUUUCUAUUAUUGGGCCUGGCGCAUGGUUUCUCAGAACCCUUACAAUCGCUGAGCGAGGACGAGGAGGCCGAAUUGUUCACUGAAGUGACGCUGGAACUGAUCUACCUCACUGCUGGGCGGAUUGUUUUGCAUCAGCAUGCGCCGGAUGUUCCGGUGGAGCAGCACACGGUUCCGCAUUGGACGCUGAUCCUGGCGAAGCUAAAGUCCCUGAACGUCAUCAUGCUCCUGUCCCAGGAACUGCUCCAGCAAACGGGACAAUUGGAGCACUUUGCCGUGCCUGCCUGCCUGAAUUGCAUGGGUCUGGCCCAGGUCUUCAUUGAGGUGCAGACAUGUGCCCACUUAACGCGAGUGCCUCAACGCUACAACCCCACCUGGCUGGAGCGGUGUGCCAGUGAAGACAUGUGGUCAGACGUGGUCACGAAGAGUGCUCGGAGCUUUCCGGACUUCCGUGGUGCUUUCCUGGCGAGGAGGGAAAAGGACGAGACGAGGUCGGGCCGUGGCUGGAAAUAUCAGCAGGGUGGUGGCCCAACUGGUGGUGUUGAUGGCCGCCUGGAGCACCGGCCUCUUCAGAUGCGCUUGAUGCCCUUCAGCGAGACUCCCGCGUGGCCCUUGGCAAGGCUCUUCUUCGCUGUUCUCCUGCAAGGGCAAAUCAAGAAGUUCUUGGAGCUCAUUGUCCUUAUCGCACGCUUGCGUGUGAUCUUGUGCCUCGCGCGCUCCAGCCACUUUUUUGGAUUUCUGUUCUUCCCCUUUGUCCUCAUCGCGCAGAAAGUGCUCGGGUGGAACGAGGGCAGUUGGCUCUUGGGCUGUUCUUGCGAUGCUUCUGGCCGGACCAGCUUGCUCUCCAUGGGUCCGGUGCGGGCAGCAGAAGGACUCAUGAGCUGCUUCAAGGCUGUGCGACUUCUUCCAACCCUCCCGGGCUUGGCCUUCCUGGCCACCGUGGUCGAUCCCUUCGUCGAGGCCUUGCUGUGGGUCCAGCCUGCGGUGGUCUUCCUUAGCGACCUCAUCUUCUCGGUCGGCUUUGCCGAGGGCUUGGCGAUGAUCGUUCGCAGCGUCGACCGGAGCGCCCACCACAAGCUGGUGUGGAUGUCCAUGAACGUGGGCCGCAUGCUACGGGAGGGCCCGAAAAGCUCCAGAGAGGGCCCCAUCAGCUUGCCCGAUGAGCCUAGACAGGUGGACAGCCCUCAACCGCUACCAGAAUGGCGGGAGGAUGGCACCUGGAACUUAUUCGAUGGCUGA
This is a messenger RNA of Durusdinium trenchii, 2775 nucleotides long. The record is from the annotation of a GenBank genome assembly. Lineage: Eukaryota; Dinophyceae; Suessiales; Symbiodiniaceae.